GCUUAGUUUCUCAGGACCUAGAUUUGCCACCUACUGCUCUACUCCAUUUUCAGAUAUCCCGGACUCAGAGAUUCCGUCCGUGCUGGCUGGCGUCUCCACACCUCUCUGGAUAUUCUUUCUAAAUAUUUAGUCUUCUCCUCUGUACUUUUGAUCCUGCAAUUCCUUCCUCCAGAAAUGACCUUCCUCAUUCUUCUCCUGGCUUACUCUUAAGGCUUCCAAAACUCAGCUCCAGUGUCCCUCCUUUAGAACCCCUGACCUCAGAACAUGAUUCCCCCUUUUAUCCCCAGCGCCUGUUAAGUGUCUGGAGAGCUGAGUUGCGUGGCUCGAAUCUGGGGGACCUGGGUUCAGCUGACUAGCGGGUUUCCACCAGAGGGGGCGCAAGAGACAGCGUCAUUUCACGGUGUCCACCAGGGGGCGCUUCCGCCUGCCUCUGGCGAUCCAGGGUUGAGGAACCAACCCGCGGAUUUGCCCCGCCUGAUUGGGAGAGGCACCGCUAAACUAUUUGCAUAAUCUCGAAAGGGCCGCGUUGAGUGGUCGAGGUGUAGAAGAAAUCUGAAACGGGCUCUCUCAUUGGCUUAAAUUUUCCCCCUUGCUCCGCGUCCCCAUCCGGGCCAGACCCGGCCAGGAGGUCAAUCGGAAGCUUCCGGGUAGUGGCGAGCGGGAACCCAGGUGUCCGGGCAGUGGGCGCUGAGGAGUCGCUCAAAAGUAGGGCCCCAAGGCUCAGAGCAGCUGGGUAUGGGUACCGAAAAUGAAAAUCCAGAGCCGGACUGCCAGAAACAGUUCCAGGCCGCAGUAAGCGUCAUUCAGAACCUGCCUAAGAACGGCUCUUACCGCCCCUCCUAUAAAGAGAUGCUGCGAUUCUACAGCUACUACAAGCAGGCUACCAUGGGGCCCUGCCUGGUCCCCCAGCCUGGGUUCUGGGACCCUAUUGGACGUUAUAAAUGGGAUGCCUGGAACAGCCUGGGCAAGAUGAGCAGGGAGCAGGCCAUGUCCGCCUACGUCACUGAGAUGAAGCUGGUGGCCCAGAGGGUGAUCGACACGGUGCCCCUGGGCGAGGUGGCAGAGGACAUGUUUGGUUACUUCGAGCCCCUGUACCAGGUGAUCCCUGACAUGCCGAGGCCCCCGGAGACCUUCCUGAAAAGGGUCACAGGUUGGAAAGAGCAGGUGCUGAAUGGAGAUGCUGAGCCUACCCCAGAGCCUCCCUGCCUUCCCAAGGAACCCGCACCCCCAAGCCCAGAGUCCCAGCCACCCAGGGACCAGGACUCUGAGGUUUUCUGUGAUUCCAUGGAGCAGCUGGAGCCUGAGCUGCAGGUUGGGGCAGAGCAGAGGGGCGCCCUGGGAGGAGAGCUCAACACCAGAAACAGCACCGAGUCUCCUGCAAAGAAAGGGAGAUUGGAAAGCACCCUGCUGGGGCCCCAGGAAUUGGACACAUGGCUGGUGGGGACGGUUCGGGCGCUGCAGGAGAGCAUGCGGGACGUCCAGGGGAGACUGCAGAGCCUGGAGAGCAUGCCUGUCCCCCGCAAGCAGGGACACAUAUUUGGAUGUCCUACCGUGAAUGAUUUUAGCGUGGACCACUAGCAGGGAUGAAGGGGUGACAGUCUGUUCCCACCACUUGCAGCCAGGGAAUGUCCAGUUCCCCAUCAAGCCCAUUUGACAUACAGCUUUUGACAAUUGAUAGAUACUCCUUGCCUGGAUCAAUAAUUUAUUUACUGGUUACAAAAAACAAUGUUGACUUUUAAAUUCUAUUAUUCCUUUAACAUUUAUUAGCUGUCAUUUUUCUGUAGAGUUUCCCUGAUCAUCUAGGAUUUCCCUGAAAUACAGUGCCUUAUGGAAGGCAGAAUAAGUGCUUAAUUCUUUCUCUUUAAUUAUCUAUUUUUAGAGUAAGGAGUUGAUUUAACAGCCACCUCAGUGGUGAUAAAUUUCCCCUUUCUCUUUGAGUAUCAUCAUGAACUCAUGGAUUUUAAAGACUCAGUAUUUCAGUCAACUGCAAUCAUCAUUCUUUUUGAUGCCCAGGCUGUCACAACUUUGGUGGGACCCUUUCAAGCUGGGUCCUAUGUUCUGGUAAUUUGACCUCAUUAAUCUUUAAAAGCUUCCUUGCUUCCUGGUACAAGACGUCUCACAUUCAAUUCUACCUUCCCUGCUCCAGACCUAAAAUCUGCCACUUCUCCAUUCAGCAGAGAAUGGUAUUUAGAAACUAAAAUCUGAGCACCCAGGGUCCUCAUUUGAAAUAUGUGGCAUGUCCUUUACAAUAUGGGGUCUUCGGGCCACACCAACAGGGUCACUGCUUUGUGGCCCAGAGGAGACGCCUCGAAGCCAGUCUCUCCACUCAGCAGCCUCUCCAGCCUUCAGCCUUCUCGGCACCUUGGGGGAGGAUAUGGGAGGGAGUUAGGGCUCAACGUGUCAGGGACAAACUGGGAGCCCCAGUCCUCAGACUGAGGAGAGGGAGGCAGAAGCUCCCACCUGAGCUCUGCAAGCAGGUUGCGAAGGAGGGCCCAGCCUGUGCUGAGGCCCGGGCUGGCUCCUGACUCUCUCCCCUUGGCGGCAGAGGCCAAGGCCCGGCACUGGGCUCUCUGUUCCCACGCUGCUCUUCUUCCUCCUGUGGCCCUUCAUCGUCCAGUGGCUCUUCCGACAGUUUCGGACCCAGAAGAGGUGACUCUCAAUGGAGGAGUCUCUGCAGCCAACGGAGGAGACUUUGAGCCUUCCUAGAGUUUAGGAGAACGGCGUUAAACCCCGCUCCCACCCCCUUCCUGCCCCAAUUAGUGUUUGCCUUGGCACCUCUCCCCUAAUGGGGAGCCGGAUAGGACUCCACUCUUCCUGCAGCUCCACAGAACUCCCCUCCUCUCACCCCCAACCACCUCAGGCUCCCUGGGGAGGCUGCACGUGUGGUGCACGUCCCCAGUUCAGGGUUGGCGGCUGAUUCUGGGGCGGAGCUGCCGGGUCUCAGCCUCUGCCCUCCCCAGCCUCUGGGUCACCUGACUCCUUUCCCACCCUAGCCUCUCCCCGAGGAGGCUCAGCUCGUGGGCAAGUUGGGACUUGGGCCGGGGCCUGGAAGAAUGAUUGGCUGGGAGGCCUGACCGAGCUGGGGAAAGGCGGAGAGAGCUAACCCCGGGGGAGGGGAGUCUGCUCCGUUUUCCUGGCCGCCCUACCCCCACAUAUACUCAGGACGUCUUCACUAAACAUUAACUUACAAAAGAGUGUUUCACUAAAUAAAAUAAAACCUUCAUCUUC
Molecule: messenger RNA, 3228 nt
Organism: Lagenorhynchus albirostris (white-beaked dolphin)
Lineage: Eukaryota; Metazoa; Chordata; Mammalia; Artiodactyla; Delphinidae
Gene: ACBD4
Product: acyl-CoA binding domain containing 4
Exons: 10
Coding region: 736-1578 (280 amino acids)
Biological process (GO): fatty acid metabolic process
Molecular function (GO): fatty-acyl-CoA binding
Source: RefSeq, a predicted model, not a curated record